AUGCUCCCUCAGCGACAGCUCUUCCGUGGGGCGCCGCGCCUCGCCGCCCAGCUGCGCGCCGCCAACGCCCCCGUCUUCCGCUCUGCCCUGCAGCGCCGUCUCGCAUCGACUGAGAACGCCUUCGUCAGGGAGCGCCGUGCCGUCAAGGAGCACGCCGCCGGAACUACCGAGCUCUGGCGCAAGAUCUCCAUCUACGCCGUCGUCCCCGCCAUCCUUCUCGCCGGCGUCAACGCCUGGAACUUGUGGAACGAGCACUGGGACCACUGGAAUCACAUGCCUCCACUAGAGGAGCGCGUCGAGUACCCCUACCAGAACAUCCGCACCAAGAACUACCCCUGGGGUGACGGCGAUAAGACCCUGUUCUGGAACAACAAGGUCAACUACCACAACAAGGACAAGGCUACAUAA
Messenger RNA from Durotheca rogersii, 408 nucleotides. RefSeq names its product COX6A-domain-containing protein. Gene Ontology annotation, cellular component: mitochondrial inner membrane. The record is from RefSeq and is a predicted model, not a curated record. Gene Ontology annotation, molecular function: enzyme regulator activity. NCBI's taxonomy places the organism in Eukaryota, Fungi, Ascomycota, Sordariomycetes, Xylariales, Xylariaceae. The transcript is spliced from 4 exons. The coding region runs from base 1 to 408 and encodes 135 amino acids. Gene Ontology annotation, biological process: mitochondrial electron transport, cytochrome c to oxygen.